AGGCCCGGGUUAUCCGGACAACCGGCCGCCGCCAUCUUGUGCUGAGGGUUUUCCAUCCGGGUCUUUAGUGAAGGACAAUGAGCUGGAGUCAGUUUGAAAACUGUUCAGAGGAAGGUCUGAAAUCAGAUUUACAUCCAGAUACCUUGACUCCAUUUUCAAGCAUUAGAACUGGAAUAUUUACAGACAGGGAACACCAACCCUUCAAGAUUUAACAGAGUCACUCGAUUCAUCAGGACUUGAAUUCCAUCGGACUUCAAAUGUGGAAAGACUAAAGCUUGUCUACUCUGUCUUGCAGAAUGAUUUCAAACAUCAGUGUGACUGGAAAAGCGCUGGUGUGAGUGCCCCAGGGAACUGAAUGUGGAAAGAGCUUUAAUCAGUUACACAGCCUGAAAAAAAUCACAUCGUUCACAGCGGGGAGAAACCGUACACAUGUUCUGUGUGUGAAAAAAGCUUUACUGAUCAUCCAACCUGGAAAGACACACAGAUAGCCGCACCAUGGAGAAACCAUGGAAAUGUGGGGACUGUGGGAAGGGCUUCAGAUCCCCGUCUGUGCUGGAAAUUCAUCACCGCAGUCACACCGGGGAGAGGCCAUUCACCUGCUCCAUAUGUGGGAAGGGAUUCACUCAGUUAUCCAGCUUACAUACCCACCAGCGAAUUCACACUGGGGAGAGACCAUUUAAAUGCUCUCACUGCGGAACUGGGUUCAGGCGAUCAUCUCAACUCACUGCGCACCAGCAAGUUCACACUGGGGAGAGACCGUUCAUUUGCUCUGAGUGUGGGAAGGGAUUCACUCAGUCAUCCCACCUGAUGACACACCAGCACACUCACACUGGGGAGAGGCCAUUCAUCUGCUCUGAGUGUGGGAAGGGAUUUGCUCGGUCAUUCACACUGCUGAUACAUCAGCGCACACACACUGGGGAGAAGCCGUACACCUGCUCCGAGUGUGGGAAGGGAUUCCAUGUUUCAAGCACUCUGCGGACCCACCAGCGAUUUCACACUGGGGAGAGGCCGUUCACCUGCCCCGAGUGUGGAAAGAGAUUCAUUUGGUCAUCUCAUUUGCACAGACACCAGCGCACUCACAGUGGGGAGAGGCCAUUCACCUGCUCUGUGUGUGGGAAGGGAUUUACUCAGCCAAACCACCUGCGGAGACACCAGCGAGUUCACGAGUAACUGCAGGGGUUGGAUUCUGCUGUUUCUGCUGCUGUUAAUCACAUCCAGGGCUGAACGUGUGGUUUAAUCCUGAGGUGUGUGAGAAAUGUGUCCCAGCUGCUCUCUGCCAUGGUUCAGACCUCCUAGACACGGAACAGAAGGCUUCUUUACAACUGUACUUAGAGUCAGGCAGAACAUCGGUGAAUGCUGGAAACGUGCUGUAAAAUCGGAGAUUGGUGGAAAAUUGUAUCUGUUCCUGAGUGAAAGUGAAACAGCAGGUUUAAGUUUCCAGUGAGUAUGGUACGAGGAUUGAAAAUGUUUGUGUGACAUUCCUGAAUCUACCAACGCAAUGCAAUAACAACAAUAAGUUGCAUUUGUAUAGAACCUUUAACAUAGUAAAACAUGUCAAGGAGCUUUACAGAUGAUCAAAACCUUGGUCAAAGAGGUAGAUUCUGAGAAGUAUUAAAGAAGUGGAGAAAGAGAGAGCUUUAGAGAGGGAAUUCCAGAGCUCGGGACCUUGGGAGCUGAAAGCACGGCCCCCAGUGGUGGAGUGAUGUAGGUGGGGGAGUGAGGCAGGGUCACAAAUGGAGGAGCAUAAGGAGCUCAGAGGGUCGUAGGGCUGGAGGAGAUUCCAGCGACUGUCUGUCAUGGAGAGAGUGGCUGCCUCCAUGGAGAUUCAAGCACAGCUCUGAAAUGGAUAUCUCCAUGCAGGUCAUUACCACGGUCAUGCAGGAGAUAUCUGCUGCCUUAAACAGGAUGACAGACAUUGUAUCUGUGACCUUACAACACGUCACUGAUCUCCACCAAGUUGGGCUCUGCAGCAGAGUGGGAGGAAUGAUGUGCUGCUGGUUCAGGAGAGGGACGAUGGAGGAAGGAAACCUGGAACUGGGAACUCCGAUCAAAAGCAUUCUCAAUCAUCAUGUACUAACCCACCCAUCCUCAGGCAGUAGCCUACACACUGCCCCCUCUCCCACCAGCUGAAUCUGCCCCUGCACAAAUACAGGUGGAUCAAUCUUUGCCGGGACUCUGAGGGGCUCUGAAAUCCAGAGGGUGGAGACCACAAGCCUCUCGGCAGUGAGAGCAGGAAUGUGAGCAGCCUGUCUCUCCCUCUGCUGAAACCACACAGGAUGCACCAUGUAGAAGCAAUAGGAAGGGUCUGGGCUAGAAAUUAUAAUUUACCAAGGGUGUGCACAGGGGCGUUUUACAAAAUAUUAAGUUUCAUUUUUCAAUAAUGACACAGAAAAUGUAUUGAUUGGAACCAUUUCCAGUUCUUGUCCAUUCUGACAUCCCGAGGGCCAGCUCACCCUCUCACUGGGUUCAUGCUGAAUGUCAAUCUGGGCUGGGAGCCAUUGGGUGGAUGUGCAAUGGGUGGAUGAGUGGGUGAAGGAAUGUUCAGUGAACAGGGAGGGGGAGAGAGGGUUGGUGUUGCUAGUGGGAAGUGUUUAUCCUGAAACAGCGAUCAUUCAUUGCUCACUUUGAAAUGAUCGACCUGUUGUGUCUUUCCCCAUUUUUGUUCUUUUAGUUUUCCAUGAUUUAUAUAUUUGUUUUAUUUUUAUUAAAACAUUCUUGUUGUAACACUGAAAUCCAGAGGAUUUUAAAUCUGUUAACGUCAAUCCCCAUCAAGUACACAGGAGGACUCUACUGAUCCUAACUUUUUCUGUUAUCAAUAAACAAAAAGAUCUUAUAAGAUGUCCAAAUGGGGAAUUGUUUUUCUCUGAGACCAGGGAUGGUCAGACUAUGUCCCAAAGUUCAAAUCUGGGCCUUGAGCCUGGGCUACUGGGCCCACGUAGAUGGAGCACCAUAUCCUUCAUCCCCAAUUUAAUUACUCCACCAUUGGUGGCUGUGUCUUCAGCUGCCUGGACCUUAAGCUCUGGAAUUUCCUCCCUAAACUUCUCCAUCUUUCUACUUCACUUUCCUCCUUUAAGACACUCAUAACUGACCUCUUUGACCAAGCUUUUGGUCAUCUUGCCUAAUAUGUCCUUCUGCUCAUGUGAAACUCCAUGGGACAUUUUAUCAUGUUAAAAGCUCGAUAUAAAUAUAAGAUGUUGCAGUUGUUGUUGUAGCAGUCAGACCCAAUCACUUGUUGAGUGAGUGAGGCUAUAUAAAUGUAACUCAGACAGACACAGCUUGUUGGAACAGACUUGGGGAGAAGGAAGCUCUGAACUAAUCACUGGACUCCCUGAUCUCCACAAAUGGGAAAAGGUGAUUCUGUCCAAACAUUCGAAAAUACAUUCAUCAAAGAUGGUUUGUUGUUGUGAGCUGCAUUAUUUGGUAGAAUUAGAGUGAAGGCGUGGGAUUGAUCCCUGAGUCACCAGUUUAAGGACAGGAGGAGAGAGAAUCUGGAGAGGAGAAAAGAGUAAGUUGGAGACUGGACAUUGAAUCUGGAACAAUGAGCAGAGAGGGAGAGGAGUGUGUGGGUCAGAGAUUUAUAGAUUUAGUGGAAUGAGAGGGAAAAUGUUCCAUCGAUACUAAAAUUGUCUAUUCUGAAUUUCUAUCCUGAAUUGACAGUGAUGAUUUUUGUAAACUCAGCUUACAGGAUAUUAGAAGGGGAGGAUUUGCAGACAAGAAACUUGAACCAUAUAUCUCAACAGGAUCUUAUGGAAUCACUGAAUUCAUGUAAGAUCAGCCUCUGAUUAUUGCAGGAGAAAUGUUUGGUCUGUCUGUGGGAAAAGAUUUAAAUCAUCAACGUGACUGGAAAAUCAUCAGGGUACACACACCCGAGUCAGAAGCUCAUCUCGAGGUCAAAUAUGACAUCAAAUGUUCAAAAAGUCCAGUUUAGUCUCAGACAGGUAGCAG
This is a messenger RNA of Carcharodon carcharias (great white shark), 3945 nucleotides long. RefSeq names its product zinc finger protein 239-like. Lineage: Eukaryota; Metazoa; Chordata; Chondrichthyes; Lamniformes; Lamnidae. The record is from RefSeq and is a predicted model, not a curated record. The transcript has 2 exons. Gene Ontology annotation, biological process: regulation of transcription by RNA polymerase II. The coding region runs from base 496 to 1170 and encodes 224 amino acids. Gene Ontology annotation, molecular function: RNA polymerase II cis-regulatory region sequence-specific DNA binding; DNA-binding transcription factor activity, RNA polymerase II-specific.